Messenger RNA from Pestalotiopsis fici W106-1, 504 nucleotides. RefSeq lists its product as uncharacterized. The transcript has 2 exons. The coding region runs from base 1 to 504 and encodes 167 amino acids. The record is from RefSeq and is a predicted model, not a curated record. Lineage: Eukaryota; Fungi; Ascomycota; Sordariomycetes; Amphisphaeriales; Sporocadaceae.
AUGGCAACCCGCAAGGUCCGAUUCGAUUUCCAAUGCGACCGCACGCUGACCUUUCAGCACGACGUGCCCGCCUCUCUCGUGGGGCCCAACGCGGCCAUGGCGCCGGAUUACCGCGACGGCUACGUCCAGGCGGUGCUGCCGGUGAUGCGGGCGCACAGCGACGAGUGCAUCGCGGCGUCCAACCCCGUCUGCGCCGUGUGCGAAAAGGCGCCCACCAAGUCGGUGCUGACCACGCCCAUGUCGUACCUGCACCUCCAGGAGCCCCUGGUGGCGGUGCUCGUCACGCCCGUCUGCGAGAAGCCCAAGUGCAGCACCGAUGGCCAGCGUCAUGUCGACGCCAUGCUCGCCGAGGUGCUGGGUAUGCCCGAGGGUGAAGUCGUCUCUAGAGACGGUGUCGGCAAGCCGAGUAAGAUCUCUCGCAACGCUCAAUGUCCCUGCGGUUCGAGCCGCAAGUAUAAGAAGUGCUGCGGAGCUGCGUCGACGGAUGAGUCGACUACUGUUUAA